GUGUUGUGUUGUUGACAGAGCUGACAGCUGGCCGAGGCUGAUGGCUGGCUGAGUGGCUGAUAGGUAGUCAAUAUUUCGAUCGAACGAAACACUGUGCGACGUAAAAAAUAGAAAUCAAAAACAUAUUCCAAUAAUUUAAUUCGAAAUGCAUAAGUGAAAUGUGACUCUAACUACUUAAUAACGACAUUUUUCUACGCAACAAUACCACACGUAACAGUGAUAUAAACCAAAAUAUUGGAGACGUUUCUUACGAUUUAUUUUGGCGUAAUAUUUCGUCUGUUUGAUGGUCAAGAUGGAUACGACAGGGUCUAUUAACACUGAGGCUUUAGAUGCCAUUGAAAAUGAGGAGGAGGUUAUUGACGAUUCGGAGGAGAGGGAGCUGGUGACUGACUCAUGCUCGACAAAGGUUUUGAGCACAGGAGAGCAGCCUAGAGACAACUACAGCAUUGUUUAUAUACUGUUUUAUUUAUUUGGAAUCACUUCGCUUGUGCCCUGGAAUUUUGUUAUUACUGCUAAUGAUUAUUGGAUGUAUAAAUUUCGGGAAGUCAAACCGAAUAAUCUUACGAUGGUGGUGCGUAAGACGGAAUUCCAGGCGGAAUUCACUUCGUUCCUCAACAUGGCCACCGCUGUUCCUAACUUAGCAUUUCUACUCCUCAAUUCACUUUAUGGGCAUUUAAUACCAAUGAAAGCAAAAUUGCAAGGAUCUCUGGUUAUAGUGACUUUAUGCUUUCUGGUGACGACUGCCUUUGUCCAGGUGGACACGGAUGAGUGGCAGGCAACAUUCCUCAUCAUCACUAUUGCCACUGUCUUCGUUAUGUCCGCUGCCAGCGCGGUGUUCAUCGGAGGCCUCGUUGGCAUAGCGAGCAGAUUCUCCAAAGAGUACAUGGCAGCAGUCGUAAGCGGCCAGUCUUUGGGGGGCAUCAUCGCAGCUCUAGCGCAAAUCAUGUCACUGGCAUUCAAAGUGUCCCCUCUACACAGCGCCCUUAUAUACUUCGUGAUAGCCGAUAUAAUGGUCAUCACUUCCUUGAUAUCGUAUAUGAUGUUAUACAAGAUUGAUUUCUUCACCCAUCAUAUUCUGCGAGGCAGUGGUGGUAUGGGCAGUAACAGACAUAGGGAUGUGUUUAUUACGGUGAUUGCUAAGAAGAUUUGGGUGUACGCCUUCAGUAUAUUUGCUGUGUUCGCUAUCAGCAUGUCUGUGUAUCCAGCUGUUACAGUGCUGGUCGAAUCUCAUCCUUCUACUACGGGCACUGAUUGGAAUAAUAUUUACUUUGUCCCCGUUGUGAAUUAUUUGAUCUUCAACUGUGGUGAUUACGCUGGGCGAUUAGUGGCUGGAUUCUUGUUGAGGCCAACGAACCAAUGGAUAAUCCUCGCAGGCAGCAUCCUCCGUAUCAUAGGCGUGCCAAUGCUGAUGUUAUGCAACGCCCAGCCCCGCAACUACCUGCCAGUACUGUUCCUGUGGGAUUGGGAGUACAUCAUCAUCAUGAUCCUGUUCGCAUUCAGCAACGGAUACCUUACUAAUAUUGUGAUGAUCAAUUCUACCAGGGUGGUGGAAGUACAUGAACGUGAGAAGGCAUCAAGUAUAAUAGCUCUAAUGCUGAGCGUGGGAUUGUGCGCAGGCGCCGGUUUUGGCAUGCUCCUAGUACAUCUACUAUAAACUAAUUACCCAGUCGGUUAAAGAAAGGAGGUAUCGUGUCUUUGAAAUAAUGUUACCUAGAUACCUGUUAGGUAUGAGAAAUAUUUAUUUAUUAAUCUUAUUUAUUUUAAUUGUAUUUUGUAUGAUUUUAUAUUAUUUUGACAUUUUCUAUUUUUAAUUUAAUUUUAAUAGACAAACUUUUACUCUAAAUAUGAGUAAAAUAAUUAUGAUACAUACAUAUUAUUAUGUAUUGUUAGAAAAAUAAAAAGUCUGCUAGUAUAAGUUGACCUUCCAUUAUAUAAGUUCUCAAUUCUAUGCUAGGCCAUCUUAUACUAGCCAUUUCGUUAAUGGUGACAUUAUUUCAAAGAUUCCAUUAAUAUAAGAAGAGAUAGUAUUAUCAAGUAAUUAUGCGGGAUUUAGUACUUGAAACAUAAUUGGAUGUUGGGGAAAUAGGCCGCAGGCGGUACUUGCUUAAAUAAAAUAUGGAUGAUUCUUCGAAAAAUCUUGAUAUAGGCAUUAAUUUUUAAUAGACUAAAAUGAAGUACAAACUUUCAAAAAGACAGACAGGACUUAGUACGUUUGUUUGACGUUUAGCGAAAUCGAAACGGAAUCCAGUUCGGCGUUCUGAGAGCUUAAUCGAAAAUAGAGCGUGAGCUCUGAUUGGUGGUAUCAUUCGCGCCGGCCAAUCAGAGCGCUGAACGCGCUCUCAUUUCGUUUUCAUUUAACGUAAAUCAAUCUCCUACUAAGGGUACUGAUUGGCCUGCUAAAAUGAGCCGACCAAUCAGAAGGCUAAAAGCGGUAACGUCUCGAACUCUUCAAACGUAAAACAAACUUGUACUUGGCUUCAAGUCUUUAAAUACAUACAAUUAACAGUUUACGUCAAACAAAUUAAAAUGCGAAUCUUGUUCAUGUCCAAAGCAAAAAAACGACUUGAAUACUUUUUCGAAGAAUUAUCCGAAAUUACUACUAUAUUAUGUGUAAAUGUUAAUACUCGGUAUAGCGUCCCAUUUAUUUAGUAAUAUUUUAAAUAAUCGACUAAUUUGUACAGAUUUUUUUUUUUAGUAAUUAUUGCCAAAAUAUUUUUUCCAAAGCUAAGUUGGUAUUGUGACAUUUUUUCAUACAUAUGUAUAGAAUAUAGAGCUACAAACGGUGUAUCAUAUUUAUUAUUUACCAAUUAUUUUAUUCAUGAACAAAUCAACAAACCUAUUUAUAGAACGUUUUCUCAAUAACAAAUAGUAGUUUGAACGUUGAAGGAGACAAAACAAGUUUUCAUUAAAAUACUUUUAUUGUUUAGUCAUGUAUGAGAAAAAAAAUGUAUUUAUUUUAUAUUUGGUAUAUUAUCAUAAAAUACGUAAUUAUUAUUAUCUUGUAAAAUUAUAGAAUUUAUUCGACAAAAUCAAUCACAAUAUAAUAUAAAACAAAAUCGCUUAGAUCUUUAAAACUACUCAAGCGGAAAGCUAAUAUAUAAUAUUGAUUUAUUAUUUGUUAUGCUUUCGCAUUUUGUGAAUUGAUUUUCUUGGAUAUUGUUCUUUACUUUUUUCAAAAAGACAUAAUCAUAAUAUCCAGUGGCGUAGCGUGCCUUGACGUGGUCCUGUAUAAAAAAAUUGUUUGGUGGCCCCGUUUUUUUUUUUGAGGGAGAAAAAGUCAGCCAUUGUCUUUUUCCGCCUUGUUUCUCAAUCCUCAAAGAGAGGACUUACCGAUGCUAUAACAGCGAACCCACGUUUGGGGCCCUUAUGAUGACGUUAAUUUUCCUAAAGUUGCUAUCAACUUUUAAAUGCAUGCUUUACGUGGAAAAAAGGAAUUGAUUAUUUAUACUUUUAAAAUGGGCAGUUGAUAUUUUUUGCGUAUACGUAAUUGAUACGGCAGAUACUGGGCUAGCUACGCCCCUGAUAAUAUCUCAUAACAUAAUAAUUGUCUAUUAUAACGGAUUAAUGUAAUUUUUACUUUUAAAGUAUAACAUUCCGACAUUAUUGUUAACUGCCUUUAGCUUUUAUUAUGUGGCAUUAAAUAUUAAUUAAGGAUUUAAUUACUUGUACAUAAUAUUAUUGUUUGCAGGCGAUUGAUUGAUGACUGUGAUGAUUUUAUUUUUUUAUUAUUUGUGUGUUUUGAUUGUUCAAAUAUUAAUCACGAUACUUCCAUACCGUUAAAUAAGUUGUACUUAUUUUUUUACAAAAAAUAAUAUUGACAGGAUAUUAAUUUUGCAUUGGCAACUUUAAUGUUAAUCGAAUACUGCCAUCUAUUGCCACGCUUCUGUACUACGUAGCAAAAUAAUUCAAAAUAUGUUUUAAAAACAGUUAAAUAAGAGGCAAAAAGACACUAAUAUGCAGUAUAAUGAUAUCAACAAAGUAUAGGCAACUUAAUUUGCUUUAGAUCGUCAAUCGAAAAAUACAUAAUAGCCGUAUCAUAAUCUAAUUGUUUCUUAAUACUGUGUAAUAUUGCAAGCAGUAAAUUAUUAAAGAAGAAAUGGUACUUGAGAAAAACAAUAAUUUCGACAUCAGAUAUUACUUUCCCUACGAUUCCUAACAAUUGACAUUAAUUUACCAAACCUUAGCAAAUGUGUGAAUAGAUCUCAAAUAGAUUAGUUGUAUAAUUUUAAGUAGUCCAAAUAAACAGUUAAGUUUACAUGUUUUGUACCAAAAGGAAUUUGUAUGUAUGGUUAAUACAUAUUUUGUAUAUAGAAAAUGAUUUUCGUAUAAAAUAGUUUUGUACCUGAUUUUAAUUACAUAGUAAAGAGUUGAAGCGCAAUCAAAUGUUCAUCUGAAAUGUCACAGCAAAUUCAACUUUAUUUUCAGCCAAUUAAAGCAUAAAAUCUGUGUUAAUUGCACGCUUUAAGAAUAUAGACAUUACUAUGCAGAGAUAUUAAGGUACGCGUCCACAGGCUCGCGUCGUACGCAUCGCACGCAACGGAUUUUAGUUUGUCUUGUAUAGAAACUCAUACAACUGCGUCCAAUGCUCCGCAUCAUCAGCAAUGCUUUCAUGCGAUGCGUGCUGAUGACGUCACACGCGUACUAUGCGUGCACUGCGUACGAUGCAGGCCUGUGGACGCUUACUUUUAAGGUUUAUUUUGCUGUGACAUUUUAGACGAUUGACAACCCUUCGACUCUGUUCGACUAUAAAUUAACCCAUACAGGUGCUUUGAUUAUUUUAUUCUGUGUUAUAUUAUGUAUGUGUACGUUUUGUAUGUUGUAUGUUAAAAUAUCAUAUAAUAAUAACAAGUUACCACAAAUACUGUUACGCAUUUUUCUAUUAAGUUUGUUAUGUAUAAGUGUUGCGUGAUAGUAAAAUUAAUAUUCGCUUUUCUAUCAUUGUUAGGUAAACAAGUUAUUGUGUAAAAUGUACGCAGUUUCAUAUUCUUUCAGUUAAUAUUAAAAAAUGACACAAAAUAUUCCAAUAUUGUAAAUAAUAAUGAAUAAUAAAUACUCAUACUAUGCAGGUCAAUAAUUGUAUCGGUCAAUUUUGUGAAAUACAUUCUAAGUAUACUAUAUAAUAUUGGGUAAAAUAUAAAUAUGUAUUGUAAUGGACGGUAGUUUUUCAACUCAUAUCUGCUACAUAAUCAAACUGUUAGUUAGACUUUUUCAAUGCACGUACAGGUUCAAUUCUGAUAAAUUACAAAACCUUCUUUUAUGGUUCAUUUGGUGAAGUUCUAUAGAUACUAAAAGCGGUCCUGUCUUCUUAUAGGCUCACGAGGAAAAUAGCUCUUCCCGCGCAGUGUCACCCAAUCCUCGUAUUCCAUAAACCGUAACGUGAUGUUUAUAGCCUGUAUCUUCCCUCAAUAAAUGAACUAUCCAACACAAAAACAUUUUUUCAAAUCGAAUCACUAGUUCCUGAGACUAAAGGUAUUGUAAAUUAUCAGGAUUGGAUCUAAAACAUCACAAUUGCAGCUAUAAUGGAAAUAAGCAAGCAAUUAUCUAGCUAGCCAGAUGUGAACUUAAUUAGAAAAUAUGUAAACUUGUGAUAAAUGUUGGUGAAUGAAUUGAAUUUAAAUUUUAAAAUAAAUAUAUUAUUUAUGUGAUA
This is a messenger RNA of Spodoptera frugiperda (fall armyworm), 5647 nucleotides long. It is a transcript of the gene Ent1, whose product is annotated as equilibrative nucleoside transporter 1. Gene Ontology annotation, molecular function: nucleoside transmembrane transporter activity. The record is from RefSeq and is a predicted model, not a curated record. Bases 284 to 1654 code for a protein of 456 amino acids. NCBI's taxonomy places the organism in Eukaryota, Metazoa, Arthropoda, Insecta, Lepidoptera, Noctuidae. Gene Ontology annotation, cellular component: plasma membrane. Gene Ontology annotation, biological process: nucleoside transmembrane transport. The transcript has 7 exons.